Molecule: messenger RNA, 6361 nt
Organism: Phaedon cochleariae (mustard beetle)
Lineage: Eukaryota; Metazoa; Arthropoda; Insecta; Coleoptera; Chrysomelidae
Source: the annotation of a GenBank genome assembly
AGGUACUUCCUGCAGAUGUGCCUCGACAACAACAUUCCCCUCCUCUUCGUUGGCCCUACAGGUACCGGAAAAACAGCAGUGGUACUCGACAAUCUCCUCAACCUGCCCAAAGAGAAGUUCCUGCCCAACGUGGUCAACUUCAGCGCCAGAACCACCUCGAUGAUGACCCAGGAAAUGGUGAUGUCCAAGCUGGACAAGAGGAGGAGGGGAGUGUUUGGUCCUUCGAUGGGGAAAAAGUGCAUUCUGUUUGUGGACGAUGUGGGGAUGCCGCAGAAGGAGACGUGGGGGGCGCAACCCCCCGUGGAGUUGCUGCGACAGUAUAUCGAUCAUGGGCAUUGGUUCGAGAAGGAUACGUCCAUGUUGCAGCUGGUGGACAUCAUGUUUGUUGGAGCUAUGGGCGUGCCUGGGGGAGGUAGAAACGAGAUCUCAGAUAGGUUCUUGCGGCACAUGCAAAUCAUCGCGUUGGACUCGUUCGACGACAACACCCUCAACAAGAUAUUCGUCACGAUCCUCGACUGGCACUUCGCCAAGGGAUUCCCCGAGAACGUGGCGAGACUGUCGAAGUUUUGCGUCGGCGCCACGAUCGAGGUGUACAAAGAGGCGACGCUGAACUUUUUGCCGACUCCCACCAAGUCGCACUACACCUUCUCGUUGCGGGAUUUCUCGAGGGUGAUCACGGGCGUUUUGCUCACGCCCUCGGCGAGAAUGGACGAUCCCGAUAAGUUGAUACGGCUGUGGAUCCACGAGACUUACAGGGUGUUUCACGACAGACUGAUCGACGACAACGAUAGAAAAAUGUUGUUCGGCAUCGUCAAAAACUCCUGUUACCAAAACUUCAGACAGCACAUGGACAAAGUGUGCUCGAACAUAGUACCGGAAGGCGAAAUUUUGAACCCUCAGCAUAUCAGAAACCUGUUUUACGGCAACUACAUCGAACCUGACGCCGAACCGAAAGUCUACGACGAGAUAACCGAUAUGGAAGAUUUAGUGGAGAAAAUGAACUACUACUUGUCGGAGUACAACAUAAUUUCGAAGUCGCCCAUGGACUUGGUGAUGUUCAAGUUCGCCAUAGAACACGUGAGCAGAGUGUCACGUGUGUUGAUGCAGCCGAAUGGGAAUGCUCUUUUGGUAGGCAUCGGAGGCUCAGGAAGACACAGUUCGGCUAAAUUAGCCGGCUUCAUGGCUGAAUGCAACAUCUUCGAGAUAGAGAUAACAAGAACCUACAGCAUCUCAGAAUGGCGAGACGAUCUGAAAAAACUGCUGGGCAAAGCCGGUUGCGAAGGGAAACCAAUCAUUUUUCUUUUUGCUGAUACCCAGAUAGCAGAUGAGAUGUUCAUCGAGGACAUAAACACGAUCCUCAACACUGCUGAUGUACCUAAUUUGUACGCUCCGGACGAGAAGGUCGAUAUUUUGGAAAGGAUGCAGAAUUUGGCUCGCGAGAGCGGGAAGAAAAUCGAACCGACACCGCUCGCCCUGUACAACUUCUUCAUCGAGAGAGUUCGAAGUAAUUUGCACGUGGCGCUGUGUAUGUCUCCUAUUGGCGAUUCGUUCCGAGUGCGAUGCAGGAUGUUUCCUUCGUUGAUAAAUUGCUGCACUAUUGAUUGGUUCCAGAGUUGGCCCGACGAUGCUUUGGAGAGGGUGGCGCAGAUGUUCUUAGGGCAGACGAAGAUCGAGGAGGCCGUUGUGCACUCUUGCGUGUUCAUGUGCAAGCAUUUCCAUAUCAGCGUUGAGGAGGCUUCGCGGAGGUUCUAUGUGGAGCAGAAGAGGAAGACGUACGUUACGCCUACUUCAUAUUUGGAGCUGAUACAGACGUUCAGGAGCUUGUAUGCGGUGAAAGUGGACCAGAUCACCGUCCAGCGCAACAGAUACGAAACUGGCUUGGAAAAACUCGACUUCGCCGCCAACCAAGUCGGCCUCAUGCAACUGGAAUUGCACGACCUGCAACCCAAACUGAUCGUCGCCUCGUCGAAAACGGAGAAACUCAUGAUCAAGAUCGAGCAGGAUACGGUCGUGGUGGAAAAGCAGAAAGAGAUAGUAGGCGCUGACGAGGCUCUGGCCAACGAAGCUGCUGCUGCCGCGCAGGCCAUCAAGGACGACUGUGAAUCGGAUUUGUCAGAGGCGAUACCGGCUCUGGAGGCGGCCAUCGAUGCUCUGAACACGCUCAAACCGGCCGAUAUCACGCUGGUCAAGGCCAUGAAGAAUCCGCCGUUCGGGGUCAAGCUCGUCAUGGAGGCGAUUUGCGUCAUGAAACAGGUGAAACCGGACCGCAAACCUGACGUGUCCACCGGCAGGAUGAUGGAAGACUUUUGGGGGCCGUCCGUCAAACUGUUGGGCGACAUGAAGUUCCUGGAGAACCUCAAACUGUACGACAAAGACAACAUACCUCCGCCUGUCAUGAAGAGGAUAAGAGACAGGUACAUGCCAGACAGGGAGUUCGAUCCGGAACGCAUAAAAAACGUCUCCACCGCCUGCGAAGGCCUCUGCAAAUGGGUUAGAGCCAUGGAGGUCUACGACCGCGUCAUCAAAAUCGUAGCCCCGAAAAAGGCCCGGCUAGCCGAGGCCGAGGCCGAACUGGCCUCCCAAAUGGACACGUUGAACGAGAAGAGAGCGCAGCUUCAAGAAGUCGCCGAUAAGCUGCAAGCGCUCAACGACGAGUUUGCGGCUGAGACGAAGAAGAAGAAGGACCUCGAGGACCAGAUUUACAUUUGCUCGCAGAAGUUGGACAGAGCGGAGAAGCUGAUCGGGGGACUGGGAGGGGAAAAGGCGCGAUGGUCGGAAGCUGCCAAGCAGCUACACAAUUUGCUGGGGAACGUUAUUGGGGAUGUGCUGCUUUCGGCUGGGGCUAUCGCCUACUUGGGAGCGUUCACUGUGGACUACAGGAGAGAACUGCUGAAGCAGUGGAACAUCGAAACCCUCAAGCUGGGCAUUCCCUGUUCGGACAAUUUUUCUCUUGUCACCACCAUGGGUGAACCGGUGGUGAUCAGAGCGUGGAAUAUUGCCGGGCUGCCCGUAGAUAAUUACAGUGUGGAGAACGGGAUUAUAUCGACAACAGCUAGAAGAUGGCCUCUGAUGAUAGAUCCACAAGGCCAAGCAAACAAAUGGGUGAAGAACAUGGAGAAGUACAACCGACUCCAAAUAAUCAAACUAACGGACACGAACUACGUGAGGGUACUAGAGAACGCCAUCACUUUCGGCACUCCCGUCCUGCUCGAGAACAUCAACGAAGAAAUCGACGCCAUCUUGGAUCCGGUGCUCGUUAAGAACGUGUUCAAGUCGCAGGGCGUGUGGUACCUCAAACUCGGCGACAAUGUUCUGGAGUAUUCCUUCGACUUUCGCUUCUUCAUAACGACGAGGCUGAGGAAUCCGCACUAUUUGCCUGAGAUAGCCGUCAAGGUGACCCUGGUGAACUUCAUGAUCACGCCGCAAGGGCUGCAGGACCAGCUGUUGGGGAUCGUCGUGGCCAGGGAGAAGCCCGAGUUGGAGGAGAAGAAGAACGCGAUGAUAGUCGAAAGUGCCAAUAACAAGAAGAUGCUCAAAGAGAUCGAGGACAAGAUUUUGGAGGUGCUGUCAUCAUCUGAAGGAAAUAUCUUGGAAGACGAAACGGCCAUCAAGAUCCUAUCGUCCAGCAGAGUUCUGUCCGAGGAGAUCCAAGAGAAACAGAAAGUGGCGGUGGUGACCGAAGUGGAGAUCGACAACGCCCGAAACGGAUACGUCCCCGUCUCCAAGCAUUCUUCCCUUCUGUUUUUCUGCAUCUCCGAUUUGGCGAAUGUCGAUCCGAUGUAUCAGUACUCUCUGACGUGGUUCAUCAAUCUCUACAAUCAAUCGAUCACUAACAGCAGGAAAUCAUCGAUGUUGGAAGAGAGGCUGCACUUUUUGAACGAUCAUUUCACCAACAGCAUAUACAGGAACGUUUGUAGGUCGCUGUUUGAGAAAGACAAGCUUAUUUUCUCUUUCGUUUUGACUGUUGGGAUUUUGAGAGCGGGGGGAAAAAUCGAUGAAGAAAUGUGGAAUUUUCUUCUGACAGGAGGAGUUGGACUAGAGAACCCUCAUCCAAACCCCUCUCCGGAAUGGCUGACUGAUAAAUCUUGGUCAGAGAUUGUGAAGGCUAGCUCAUUGAAAGGGUUAGAAAACUUCAAAUCAUCUAUAGAAAUCAAUAAUGCUGAUUGGGAAAACUUCUAUGACGUCUCCAAUCCCAAUGAAAUUCCUUGUCCUCCACCGUUUCAUGAAGUUCAUGGCUUAUUUAGGCUUGUUAUUUUACGAUGCCUUAGACCAGAUAAGGUUGUUCCUGCUGUACAGACGUACGUCGUGGAAGAAAUGGGCUCUUCCUAUUUGGAGCCGCCGCAAUUCAACUUGGAGGAGUCGUACAACGACAGCAACUGCUGUUCCCCGCUGAUAUUCAUCCUGUCGCCCGGUUCCGAUCCUAUGGCCGGUCUGGUCAGGUUCGCUGCCGACAAAGGUAUCGAAAAAACGAGCCUAAUGACGAUCUCGCUAGGACAAGGACAGGGGCCGAUAGCAGCGAACAUGAUAAACAUCGGUCUAGAAACCGGCCAGUGGGCCGUAUUACAAAACUGCCAUUUGGCAGAAAGUUGGAUGAGAGAGUUGGACAGGAUUUGCGAUGAAGUAAUAGUGCCAGAGAGUGCCAACCCUAAUUUCAGAUUGUGGCUCACAAGUUACCCGAGUAGAGCCUUUCCUGUAGCUAUACUGCAGAACGGUGUGAAGAUGACAAACGAAGCACCGAAGGGACUGAGACAAAAUCUCCUGAGAUCCUACAUGUCUGACCCCAUAUCCGAUCCGGAAUUCUACAACUCCUGUCCCAACUGGAAAGCUUUCCGUCCGCUUCUGUUUACGCUUUGCUUCUUCCACGCCCUCAUCCAAGAAAGAAGAAAAUUCGGCCCGUUGGGCUGGAACAUACCGUACGAAUUCAACGAAUCUGAUCUCAGGAUCUGCGUUCUUCAAUUGCAGAUGUUUCUCACCGAAUAUGUGGAUGUACCAUACGACGCUCUAACUUAUUUGACAGGAGAAUGCAACUACGGUGGUAGAGUGACAGACGACAAAGACAGAAGACUUCUGAACUCCCUAUUGUCGACGUUUUAUAACCCCGAAGUUUUGAAAAAACCCAAAUAUACUUUUUCGGCCAGCGGUUUGUACCAUGUGCCCGAAAGCACGACCCACGACGGUUGUGUCGACUACAUCAAGUCGUUGCCUAUUAUUCCGCAACCGGAAGUGUUCGGUUUACACGCGAAUGCCGAUAUCACCAAAGAUAACCAAGAAACACAAAUCUUGCUGCAUGGCGUUUUGCUGACGCAAACGCAAAUCACAGCUGGCGGUGGCGGUGAAGAUACGCACGAGAUGAUAAUAGAAUUGGCCAAAGAUAUUUUGGGGAAGGUUCCUGAUGUUUUUGACAUCAGAGCAGUCAGUAAGAAGUAUCCCGUCAUGUACAGCAACUCGAUGAACACAGUGCUGAGACAGGAACUUAUUAGGUUCAACAGGCUGAUAGUGGUGGUGAAAAGGACCCUACAAGAUAUGAUAAAAGCUGUUAAGGGUCUCGUAGUGAUGUCGGCCGAAUUAGAAGAGACCUUCAAUGCCCUUGUGGUGGGAAAAGUUCCAGUCGCUUGGGCCAGCAAAAGCUAUCCAAGUUUGAAACCGCUUGGAUCAUACGUGAAUGAUUUAAUUGCAAGAUUGAAAUUUUUUCAAGAUUGGAUCGACAGCGGAGCACCGAAUGUAUUUUGGCUGUCAGGUUUCUACUUCACUCAGUCGUUUUUGACGGGAGUUUUGCAAAAUUUUUCGAGGAGCCAAAACUUGCCGAUCGAUCUCAUACAAUUCGAGUUUAGCGUCACAGAUUUCGAAACCGAUACAGACUCGAUCUGCUCGUUCGGAGUAUACUGCAAAGGUCUUUUCCUUGAAGGCGCCAGAUGGGACAGAAAACUGAGAAAACUGAACGAAUCCCUGCCGAAAAUCCUGUUCGACCCCAUCCCCAUUAUGUGGCUGAAGCCGGGCGCCAUCGCCGACUACGUCCCGCAGCCCUGUUACAAUUGUCCGGUGUACAAAACGACCGCUAGACGGGGUGUUCUGUCCACCACUGGCCACUCUACGAAUUUCGUGAUGUACACCACUUUCAGCUCCGACGUGCCGGAAAAGCACUGGAUCAAUAGGGGAGUGGCCGGGCUGUGCCAGUUGGACGAUUGAUUUGUAUAUUUUAUGAGUAAGAUUUUUUUUAUUUUUAUACUGAAAUAUAAUAUUUGUGCAUGUAUGAUAAAUUUGAAACGUCUGUUCAUUUCAAACUCGCGGACACUGACAUAAACUACCAUUUAGACCGCUAAUGCCAUUAGAAAGAAGCUAUUCCACUCAGGAGAUCUGUUUA